Molecule: messenger RNA, 1857 nt
Organism: Onychomys torridus (southern grasshopper mouse)
Lineage: Eukaryota; Metazoa; Chordata; Mammalia; Rodentia; Cricetidae
Gene: Trim27
Product: tripartite motif containing 27
Exons: 8
Coding region: 316-1857 (513 amino acids)
Biological process (GO): negative regulation of viral transcription; negative regulation of transcription by RNA polymerase II; protein K63-linked ubiquitination
Molecular function (GO): protein binding; zinc ion binding
Source: RefSeq, a predicted model, not a curated record
AGUCUGCGCGGCCUCGGGAUCCGUUCCGACGCGGCCACGUUGCCCUGUGAGCCAGCCCGCGCGGCGCCCGGCUCCCGGCACCCCUCUGCUCGGCCUCCUGCCGGGCUCUGGGGCCCAGGCCUUCCCGCGCAGUCGGCGGCGGGGUGCGGCUGUGCGGGGAUCGGCCUGGCCGCCCGAGAGCUCCGCGCGCGCGCGUCUGGGAUCCCGGCCUCCGAGGCCCCGCCCCGCUCCGGAGCGGAGCCGCCGAGCGAGCGCGCCGGGCUCCGCCAGAGCUCGGCUCCGUGCUCAUGCCCUGCGGCCCAGUGGGCCCGCGCCAUGGCCUCCGGGAGCGUGGCCGAGUGCCUGCAGCAGGAGACCACCUGCCCCGUGUGUCUUCAGUACUUCGUGGAGCCCAUGAUGCUCGACUGUGGCCACAACAUCUGUUGCGCGUGCCUGGCCCGCUGCUGGGGUGCCGCGGAGACUAACGUGUCGUGCCCGCAGUGCCGGGAGACCUUCCCUCAGCGCCACAUGCGGCCCAACCGGCACCUGGCCAACGUGACCCAGCUGGUGAAGCAGCUGCGCACCGAGCGGCCGUCGGGGCCCGGCGGCGAGAUGGGCGUGUGCGAGAAGCACCGCGAGCCCCUGAAGCUGUACUGCGAGCAGGACCAGAUGCCCAUCUGCGUGGUGUGCGACCGCUCGCGGGAGCACCGCGGCCACAGCGUGCUGCCGCUCGAGGAGGCGGUGGAGGGCUUUAAGGAACAAAUCCAGAAUCGGCUGGACCAUCUGAGAAGAGUAAAAGACUUGAAGAAGAGACGGCGUGCACAGGGGGAGCAGGCGAGAGCUGAGCUCUUGAGCCUGACCCAGAUGGAGAGGGAAAAAAUCGUAUGGGAGUUUGAGCAGCUGUACCACUCCUUGAAGGAACAUGAGUAUCGCCUCUUAGCUCGCCUCGAGGAGCUAGACUUGGCCAUCUACAACAGCAUCAAUGGUGCCAUCACUCAGUUCUCCUGCAACAUCUCUCACCUCAGUGGCCUGAUUGCCCAGCUGGAAGAGAAGCAGCAGCAGCCCACCCGGGAACUCUUACAGGACAUUGGAGACACACUGAGCAGAGCUGAAAGAAUCAGGAUCCCUGAGCCCUGGAUCACACCUCCAGAUUUACAAGAGAAAAUCCAUAUUUUUGCUCAGAAAUGUCUGUUCUUGACAGAAAGUCUGAAGCAGUUCACAGAAAAAAUGCAGUCAGAUAUGGAGAAAAUCCAAGAAUUGAGAGAGGCUCAAUUAUAUUCAGUUGAUGUGACCCUGGACCCAGACACAGCUUACCCCAGCCUGAUCCUUUCCGAUAAUCUUCGCCAAGUACGGUACAGUUACCUCCAACAGGACCUACCAGACAACCCUGAACGGUUCAAUCUGUUUCCCUGUGUCUUGGGCUCUCCGUGUUUCAUCGCUGGGAGACAUUACUGGGAGGUAGAGGUGGGAGAUAAAGCCAAGUGGACCAUAGGUGUCUGUGAAGACUCAGUGUGCAGAAAAGGUGGAGUGACCUCAGCCCCCCAGAAUGGAUUCUGGGCAGUGUCGUUGUGGUAUGGGAAAGAAUAUUGGGCUCUUACCUCCCCGAUGACUGCCCUCCCCCUUCGGACCCCUCUCCAGCGGGUAGGGAUUUUCUUGGACUAUGAUGCUGGUGAGGUCUCCUUCUACAAUGUGACAGAGAGAUGUCAUACCUUUACUUUCUCUCAUGCUACCUUCUGCGGGCCAGUCCGGCCCUACUUCAGCCUCAGCUACUCGGGAGGGAAGAGCGCAGCUCCUUUGAUCAUCUGCCCUAUGAGUGGGAUCGAUGGGUUUUCUGGUCAUGUUGGGAAUCACGGCCAUUCCAUGGAGACCUCCCCUUGA